AUGGGAGGCGGGCACGGGAUGGGCGCAGAGAUGGAGCUCUCGUUGGUGGCAGCUCUGCAGGCAUCCUCCAUGCCUGCUUCGUUGCUUCAAGCUCUGAGGACUCUUGACCAGGAGCUAGGGGAGGAAACGGAGCGCGAGGCCCUGGAUGGGGUCGUCGACAGCCUGGUGGAGUGGUUCCUUCAUGAGUCAAGGGCUCCUAGAACGGCAGAUGGCGAUGAUCUCGGCUUGUGCCUCAGGGCGGCGUGCUGGCUAGCCCCUCGUUUCGCCAACCUCUCCUCUUGCAGCGACCCCCGGCCCCAAGCCGUAGACGAAACCGCCGAUGAACUCAACAACGGCAGCCAGGCCACAACCACCACCACGGCAACACCAGAAACGCCUGCCCCGGGGGAGGCAAGCGAGGACCUUGGAGAACGUCAGGGUCAUACUACAGCAGCACGAGACGACGGUGAGGAGCCGUUGCAGCUCCUGCUGGAGCUGGGAGCAGGCCGGCUGGGCGCCGGGGUAGACGGCAUCCGCAAGUCCCUGUCUCUGAUGGCGGGGGACCUGGGCCCCAAGAGCAUGCGCGUGCGCCGGGCGUUCGCCUCGGCGCUCCGGGCGCACCUGGGCACCGUGCGCUUGGACUCGGUGUUCCGGUUCGACGCGCCCAAGGCCGGUCCACCGAGCGGGAACGGGGGCGUGGUGUCGUCCCCCGGCCGCCUGGCGCUGCCGCCCAUGCUCAGCUGGGCGUCCUUCCGCAAGUACACGGUUACGAUGUGGGUUCGGCUGGACCCCGCCUAUUCCGGCGCGGAUGCCGCAACCUUGUUCAGGUUUCGCAACGCGGAAGGCGUGGGGGUGGAGGCCACUCUCUCCGGGGCAGCGGCGGCGCCGGCGACGGCGGGCAAGCAGCCGCCGCCGCCGCCGCCGCGGGGGAGGAGAGAGAUAGUGGUGACGUCAUUCCAGCGCAAGAGCUUCAGCGCUCGCUGCAGGUUUGGGCCGCCCGCUGAGGCGGUGCACCUGGGCGGGGGCGGCGUGGGGGACGGGGGAAGGCAAGACGGGUGGCGCUUCGUCGCGGUGAGCCACGGGCAGCCGUACGUGAAGAGGUCUGGGCGGCUGAGGGUGUCGGUAGACGGGGGAGUGGUUCUCGACACCGAGCUCCAGUACCCCCCGGCGACGGGCCAGGGCUCGAAGGAUCCCAUGUCAAGGUGUUGCUUCUGCGAAGGCUUCGUGGGCGAGGCCGGGUCGCUUGCCCUGUACGGGGACGAGCUCGACAUGGGUGCGGUGAGGGCGUUGCUGGCGGCGGGACCGAAUCACCUCGGUGCUGCGCAGCCCUUGCCCGUGGCGACGUCGGACACCCUCCCACCUCUUCUGCACACCCAGGGCGCAAAGGCCGCCGCGAGCGCCCGUCUGGUGGCGGCGUUCCUGCCGCGCAUGUGCACCGACGGCGUGUGCCCAGCGUGGCGCCCGGGCGGGACUGUGGACCUCCACAACGUCGUCAUGGCGAGGUGUGUCGUUGUUCUCCCAGACGUGGACGCAGCACUGCUGGCUCGCCGUUUUCCAACGAUCUUGGGGGUGUCGUAG
Ectocarpus sp. CCAP 1310/34 is the source of this 1557-nucleotide messenger RNA. Lineage: Eukaryota; Phaeophyceae; Ectocarpales; Ectocarpaceae. The record is from the annotation of a GenBank genome assembly.